Molecule: messenger RNA, 22750 nt
Organism: Xyrichtys novacula (pearly razorfish)
Lineage: Eukaryota; Metazoa; Chordata; Actinopteri; Labriformes; Labridae
Source: the annotation of a GenBank genome assembly
AUGACAGCAGGAGGACCAGAAUACCAAGGUACGAGGAGGAGGAGGAGGAGGAGAGGAGGAGGAGUGUUCAGAUAAGCGAGUCAUUUCCAGAGCUCCUCAUGUUAGCUCAGAUGAUCCAUCCGCUCCCACGCCUCAUCCGUUUACUGUCUUUAUUGAUGGUCACUCAGGCGGACUCGGCAGGUUAAUUAACAAAGAGAGAUAAGGACGGGUGCAGGUGAGCUAACGGCGGAGAAACGCCGCUAUCAGCCGGUCGGAGAGAGACAGCGUGGCUGAGCGAGAGUGCUUUAGAGAUUAGAGGAGCGAAGGACGGGUCUAUAAAAGAUGGAGAGCAAACGAAGACGUCCAACCAAACACAAUAAAGAGCCGUAAAGGGGCGGGGCCAGACCGGAUUACAGAAAACUCUGUCAGGGGUUUCCCUUCGAGCUAAUCAGACCAAAUCUAGAGUCCAUAAACUCUGACUGUGACAUUAAUUAGACGGUUUGACCUUUGACCUUCACCGCCAAGGGAGGAAGAGCUGCUAGAUCCUCUCUGAUAGAGGACUUCAGCUGAUCCCCGUUUCAGGGUCUCCUCGGUCCAGUUUUUGGUAGACAAAGGAGACCACAGGAUGGUAUUCCCUCCCUCCUCAGAUGAUACUUGUUUGUAGAGAGACCUCAGGCCAGUCCAUUACAGACUACAGCGGGGUGACGCAGCUCAAGGAAGAACAUUUAUGAUCAUUUCUUCAUGGAAAUACAAUCAGACCGAGACGCUAAGACAGAAGAACUACCGCGUCUGUAAAAUGAUCAAUAUGGUGAUUAUUACUUCAAGGAAAUGAUAAAGAAAUGAUCAUAAAUGUUCUUCCUUGAGCUGCGGCACCCCGCUGUAGUCCGUAAUGGACUGGCCUGAGGUCUCUCUACAAACAAGCAUCUGCUGGAAGAGAGUAGGUGAGUUGUGUUUAGUCUCUCUGAUCAUUAAUUUUCCUUCUAAAUGUCGACAACAUUCAUCUCUGGAGGGGGGGUCUAACUCGGUGUUACGGUGUGUUUGACCCUAAAUUAAUUUUACAGCAGAAUAUCCCUUUAAAGAAAAUAUUUAAUUAAACUUUAUUAGGAGUAAAAAUUCAAAGAUGUGUUGUCAGGAAACACUGAAGUUCAGCGUUUUAAUGAAGUCACAGACAAACUGUAACUGAAGGAGAUAAUCCUGUUUUCAGAGCAGAGACCGAGUGUUGACUAACAGACUAACAGACUAACAGACUCAGAAUUCUGCUGCUGAUGUUUGAUCGCUGUGUUUGCCUUCAUGUAUUUACAUCAUGAUGUUCAUUGUUCGCAGGAUUAGCUGUCUUGACAGACUGUGAUCUGACUGUUCACUCUGUGUGUGAUUGAACCGCCUGUCUCAUUGUCUGCUCUGAAUGAAUGUCGUGUUUUAAAUGAGAACCUCCUCCAUCAUCCUGAAAACUGACAAACGGACCGCCGGCGCCCCGGAGACUCACAGCACGUCACGUCCAAGCGCCAGGAUUUGAUGAAAUGCACACGGUCCCCGGAGGGAAUAUGCAUGAAAUUGUCCACAGGACUGGCAGCCCUGGCUUUUCUCCAACCUGGCAACUCAACACGGGGGAGAGGCAGCGGUUGGUCUGAGUGCAGCAGCCUUAGGAUAGAUUCCAACCUGGCAACCCUGACAGGAAGCUGAUGGAGGCUUGGAGACAGGCUGGAGUGAAAAUAGAGAGAGAGAGAGAGAGAGAGGGAGAGAGAGAGAGAGAGAGAGAGAGAGAGAGGAGAGAGAGAGAGAGAGAGAGAGAGAGAGAGAGAGAGAGAGAGAGAGAGAGAGAGAGAGAGAGAGAGAGAGAGAGAGAGAGAGAGAGAGAGAGAGAGAGAGAGAGAGAGAGAGAGAGAGAGAGAGAGAGAGAGAGAGAGAGAGAGAGAGAGAGAGAGAGAGAGAGAGAGAGAGAGAGGAGAGAGAGAGAGAGAGAGGGAGAGGAGAGAGAGAGAGAGAGAGAGAGAGAGAGAGAGAGAGAGAGAGAGAGAGAGAGAGAGAGAGAGAGAGAGAGAGAGAGAGAGAGAGAGAGAGAGAGAGAGAGAGGAGAGAGAGGAGAGCGAGAGAGAGAGAGAGAGAGGGAGAGAGAGGAGAGAGAGAGAGAGAGAGAGGAGAGAGAGAGAGAGAGAGAGAGAGAGAGAGAGAGAGAGAGAGAGAGAGAGAGAGAGAAAUCUGCAUAAGAAUAUUUCUCUUCUGUCUCUAAAGCUAAAAUGGGAUAAACUGAUGAAUUCAAACUGAGUGUGUGUGUGUGUGUGUGUGUGUGUGUGUGUGUUGUUUGUGUGUGUUUGUGUGUGCGUGUGUGUGUGUGUGUGUGUACCGAGCACAUGAACAUACAGUAGCUGAGGGAAAAUCUCAUUUCCAUCUUAAUCUAAUGUUUACUAAAAGCAGCCGAACCUCUGCUGAAUGCUAAAGAGUGAAAACAGACGGUUUAUUUACGAACCGUCGUCUCAGACUCCGAUCAGCGAAACUCUGACUUUGUUUGUGUCUCUGGAGCUUCUGUUGAACUCAUCUCUAAAUUUAAUCAUCUCUAAUUACUUUACUACAUUAUAUUUCAUCUGUAUUAGAUCGGAGCUCCUCUGGACUUUUAAAUGUCACUUUUUCUCAGUCAAACAUAAAUAAUAGUUUUUAGUUAUAUAUUUAUAUUUAUGUUUAUAUAUAUUUAUAUAAACCUAAUUGUCAUUUUUAAGUUGAACCUAAAUUCAUGUCACUUUGUGAUACAGGAGAGUGAAGUCACACACUCUAUUUUGUCUGUCUAUUCAUCAGAGCACCUGUGCAUACAUUAUGGUUGUCCCGGCAACAACAUGUCAGAUUAAAACAUCUAAAUUGAGAUUAAAUUAAAUCAGUUUUUAAGUGUGUGUGUGUGUGUGUGUGUGUGGGGGGGGGUGUCACAACACUCAUGUUUCUGUCUUUGUAUUCAUACAAGGACUCUCAUGUAAAGAGUGUGUUUGUUGGCCCUAAACAAUCAUAAUAAUAACUUGAAUAUAAACGCUGACUUAAAUCUGAACGUGUUUGUUUGUCAGAAAAGCAGCAGAUGUACACACACGUUUUUGUCUUUAUGUAUAUAUGUGGACCCUUGUGUUUGUGCUCCGAGGACUCUGGAUGGCCUUAAAAUAUCAGAACCAAAAACCUUAAAUGAAAACCUAAAUGUCUUUACUUCCAACCAGCCGUUGUCACUAAUACUGAGUGGAAUAGUGAGUAAAGUAAUAUCACACAUGUUUUGUCUGUCUGUUAAAAACCGUUACAUCCUGGGUCUUUGGGAUCUUGGGCCCCCAACGGAAACCACUGAUUGCUAAGAGAAGGUCUUCCUCUUAUCGGUAAGAAUGAGAACCUGAACAAGACUUGAAGACCAAAACUGUGAUAUUGUGAGACUCUAACAAACGGAGGUAACCAUCUAGACAUCAUCUGUUUGCAUGUAGGGCCUUAUUUAGACAUGUUGGUGGUUUCUGUCUUGUUUUCUGAGACAGGAAGUGGAACUUAAGACUCUUGUUCACAUCCCAGUCCUGGAUGGUGACUUUGUAAUCCCUGGGACUUAAAUUCAUUCAGAAAAUUUUUACCUAGAUAAUAAAUCAAGUCCAAGUUUCUGACUGACUUUAAUUCUAUCUGGGAUCUUAUUACAACUUUAGGAGACGCCCCCUGUUGGCCAUUUAAAAGAAUGCAGUUUUUUUCUUUGUAGUUUUUUUAUUUUAUUUUAGGGCUUUUCUGUCUUUGUUUAGAGAUAAUCGGGGAAGAGGGAGAGAUGAAUGACUUCUGGAAAAAGGGCCGUUGGUUGAAUCGAACCGUUGCUGCUGGUUGUUGUGAAGCGUAAAGCUUCUGCACAUGCGUUAGUUUCCUCUCCUGGCUGUUGUUCCUGUCUUGUCUUUGUCCUGUUUAUCCACCAUCCCCCCUCUCCCUGUUCGCCUGAUCAGAGCAUCUCGGAGCUUGAAAACAGAGCAGCUCGGUCCUGCUGCUCUCAAAUCCUUUCUGUGUGUAAGGACGGGGAUUGGAUGUGGGUUUUUAUGCAGGAAUCUGCAGGCGUUCGAGCUUAAAGUCGGUCUGUGGCCGACCAAUUAUUUUUCCACGGAGUUUAGGCCCAAGGGCAGUCAUGAAAAAAAAAACAGUAACUUAGGAUUCAGAGUCUGUCGGCACAGAGGGGACGCCACGGGAUUAGAAAAGUGAAAAUUAUAAUUAAAAAUAAAGAGAUUAUUUAAACUUUGGUCAUAAAAGUCAAGGACGUGGAAACACACGCUGCUCUUUCCAAACAUCAUUACAUCUGCAGGGUCUCGUCUGAGUUUAAGGAAUCAUUAAAUGACCUCGUACUUUCUAUGGAACAUAGAGAACCUCUUCUGAACGUGAUCUCUGCAUAGAUCUACGAACUGCAGAAUUCAAUGAAUAUUGAUUCUUCUUCAUGGCCAACCUCAGUCCGAAUGUUAGUGAGAGCGUGGCCGACCAUGAAAACAUGUAAACCUCCUUCUAAGGUUAUUAGAGUCUGACAGGUCCUGGUCUAGCAGCUGUAGACCAGCAGGUGUGUUUGUGUACCUGUAAUCAGGUCUGUUAUCUCCACAUUUUCAUUUCAUUAGCACACCCAGGUAAACUGCCAAUAUUUGGAGAAGGCAAACUUCAGCCCUGCUAUCAGCAAAAGUACACAAAAAGACAGAAAAACACACGAGUGUCACCCGGGAACCCGAACAGGAUGUAUCGACUUUAAGAAGUCAGGAGCCACACACGAUCGAGGAUCUCAGCCGCUCCACAGUUCAGGGUCUACUUGGUCUGGUUUUUGGGGUCAUGAUGGUCCAAAUGUUUCCAAGUCUAAGACUCUUCUCCUACAGAUCCAUGCUGAUGUCAGAACCUAGUUUGUCAUUGUCUCGCAGAAAUAUGAAGACAUACGUUGAUCCUAAACCUGGAGGUAUUGUUUAAAACUGAGGAUUCAGCAUCUAUGAUUUCUAGUUCUAUGUUGAAAGGACAACUGGAAUUUAUUAAUUCCAGUUGUCCUUUCCAAAAGAGUUCUAGGACAGUUCGUAGACAAGUGACAUUAAACCCAUGCGGUGACUCCAACUACAGAGUCCUGUUGCUCCUAAACCCGGAGAUAUAGUUCAGCAUUAAUGAAGUUUUUAAAGGUGGGAUAGACAGGAAUCCAUUAAAGAAGCUUCUUUUUUGGUGUUUUUACAAAAAAUCUUCUAAUAUCAGUCAAUAGUUAUUAGUUAUUGAUGACAUUUGGUAAUAUAUCGAUAUCUCUGUGUUCUCUUAUGUCUGUGUCGUCAACAUUUGAACAUUUUUGAGCGGUCCGCUCUUUCUGACUGUAAACAAAGCCGUUCUCCACCUCCUCUAACCUGAUUGGUUGUGAGGCAGACGCUGCUCCCCCGUGUCGUUCAGGAGCCCAAACAAAGUUAGCGUGCUACAAUAUCGGACAGUAGAAACCAACCAGAAAGUUCGGAAAAUUGUCUGAAUCCUCCUUUGGCCACGACUGCCGACACAAGCAAGAAAACAAAGUAAAUACCGGAGACUCUGGAGGAAUAACGGGCGCUUAAAACGGAGGUAGACCGGACAAGAGCUAAAAAGCCAGGUCAACAUAAACGAUGGGGGACGCUUGGGGAUCUUGGUGACCCUGUAACCUUUCUGCUGGACAGGUAAACCGCUUUAACAAAGUAAGACAAGUGUCUGUAACAGAAGUGUUUCUUGUCAAACGGACCUGCUGUAGAGGAAUAACGGGCGCUGUUGUCCCAUUUGUAAUGAUCUGAAGUAUUUAUCUGCAUUAUAUCUGAAUUUAAUUGGAACGAUACGAGCGAGCAGGAGCGUCUGUUUGUGGGCGGGGCUUUACAUUCAAGGUUUCUCCCCAAAAACUGGAACUUCCUCAGAUCCUGACCACUCCACCUUCAACACGGUUGUGUUUAUCAUGAGUAUUUGAACCUUUACAGAAGAUACAAAAGAUGUGUUUGUUGGUCCAAACUGACAGUCAGGUAAACGUUUUUCCUUCCCGCUCUUAUAAAUAAAGUUUUUUUUGGUAAAAUAAUUUCAGUUUGUGUUCAGGACUAUUUGUUUUCCUGUGAAAUGAUAAAAACUGAUAAUGUUGUUUAUGUCUGAAGAUGGAUCAUCUUCGUGUUUGCUUCAGAAUCAUAGCUGCCGUUUAUUCCCAACGCGUUUCUCUAACUUCCAUUUUAUCGGCGCACUUUUAAUGUGUCUGCAUUUACAGAAGCGAACCCGGAGAAUACUGAUGAGGUUUUUUUUCCUUUACAGCUGAUCCAGGUCCAGGCUGUUUGUUUAGAUCCUGCAAAUAUCAGACACGGAGGAGCAGCUGUUCUUAUCUGACUGACAUUUCACCGAUCGCUGAUCAAUUCAGAGGCAGACAUGCUGAGCGAUUACAACGGGGGCGACACACACUUGAUUUUCAGCUCUGUGGUGAAUAUUUAAGCGACAUUUAGAGGAUCAAAAUUUAAAAGAAAAUCAAUAUUAUCAAUCCGUGUUAUUUUUCACAUGAUCGUCUUAUACCUGGAGUAGUUCAACGUAAAUAUGUCAGGUAAACACAGACUGUUUAUAAGGCCAACCAUGAGGACACUACAUCACAUCUUAGACACACUCUUUAACCCUCCUUUUAUCCUCAAAUAUUACUAACAUGUUUUACCUUUGAGGUCAAUCUGACCACAUGUAUAUUUUACAUGCAAUUGUUGACCCAGAUUUUUUGUCAGGUGCUUUGUUUAUUUGUUGAGCACAUAAAUAGCCCCUCAAUAAUGAAACCUAUCAGUGAGUUGACCUGUUCUCUAGCGCCACCAAUAGGCCAAACUUUUAGAUUAGAAUAAAUGUGUCUUGAAAAGUUUUCAUACAAAUCUUCUCAAAUUUACUGACAGCCUUUAUGACCACAAGAGGAUGAACCCUACUGGUUUUGACCUUUCCUGUAGCGCCACCAUCAGGUCAAACUUUUAGUUUUAGAGUUUGUGUAUCUUGAAAAUCUUUCAUCCAACAUUUUUCUAAUCUGGGGUGCACAUUCAUGUCUCUCAGAGAAUGAGGGAAUACCCCCCCACCCUCCACAGCACAGGCCCAGCCUACGGUGUGGGACAGUUCUCAUGAGAAUAUUGUUUCCCUCUCUCCCAUGUCACAGUAGCACCAAAAAUGGAAAAUUAUGGUUCCUUUACUGACUUCAGCGACAAGGCAGACGUGCUGCUAUGAGUGUGUCUCAGCAGACACACAGUCCGCCAUGUUGAAGACGUUUAUUAUUCGAGCUCUUUGUAUAACCAUCAAUUAAAAAUAUUUUAUUUGAGAUGAUCAUUUUAGAGGUGUUUGUAGUUGGAAAGACUUAGGUGUGAUCAACUUGCAAACCUACAGUGGCUUCCUCAUUUUGGCAGGAGCUCAAGUCAAGUCAAGGAUGUUAGGUCACACACACAGACAGUUUUACACAGCCAAAACAGCUUGGGGUCAAAUUGAUCUUUUUUAUUCUUAACUUAUCUUGUGUUGGCUUUCAUUUAAGUAUUUGUUUUUUACUAUUACAAUUGCUCUGCAACAAAUGGGGUGGUGCUCAAAUUUCGUUGUACUUUGUACAAUGACAAUAAAGACGAUUCUGAUUCUGAUUCUGAUUCUGAGGAACACGGCUUCAUGCAAUAUGUGUACAACACAUUAAAAAAUAUCAUCAUGAAAAUCUUAUGCUAAAUCUGUUGUUUUUUCCAUCAAAUUAGGAAAAGUCAUGAAAAAUGAAGCAAAAAACAACAACAAAAGUCAACCAUUAUUUUUUAAACAUUAAACAUUGAAUGGGUUCAAAUUGAUCCCAAGGAUAAGAGGAGAGUUAAAGGUUAUAUUCACUGAAGGUUUAACCAGAAGGUGUGUUUUUACACCAACUGUAGGAGGAGCAUCCACAGGGGGCACUGUUCAGUUGCUAUUUACUGGAAAUGCAUCAAAAGGGUUAAUUUUCAAUGAUUUCUUUUAUUCUGGACAGACAUAAGGAGGCCACUGUAUCUGCAGGAAGGACAUUAAGGUGUUUUUUUUUUGACAGGACAUCCAUGUUUUGAUCAUUUUAGCUGCUGUCCCGUGUAACUCGCAUUAAAAUCAUGAUAUAAAUAAAUAUGGCUAUCAGUCAAAUGAAUGAACAGGUGAUUAAAAUGCAGAAAUAUGGUGAAAACAAUUAAAACAGUUCAAAUGAAUGUAUUUUAUUCAUCAGGAGUCAGUAAACAACGUUUUGAUAGCCCUUUAAUGAAAACAGUUAAGAGUCUGCCCACAGAAAAUAGUUGUGACAUUUCCCCUUUAAGAGACGUGCUGCUCUUAGCUUCGCGGUCGCUCUGAGCAGAGAGAGUAGAAGGAGGAGUAGAGGGAGAACUCGGUGAAAACGGAGUCAUUUAAACUUAUGAACAGAGUUUAUCUGGUCGGCGAUUCAUGAAGACUUUUUUUCUUUAAGAGCCGCAGCGGUUUUGGUGAGUUUUAACUUCUUUUAGCUGGUGAUUUAUUUUGUCUUUGAUACUUAGAUGUGAAUGAAUGAACGUUGGCGCGAAGCUAAGAGCCGCACAGCAGCGAUGUAGCUAACACAAAGAAUAUGAGGCUUUAUUGAGUUGAGUUAUAUCUACAGAGUUAUUAAUUUUCUUUUGUGACCUGUCAUGCAGGUCGGGCUUUUUUCUUUUUGUGUUGCUAAUGUGAACUUGUUCGGAGUUGGACUUUGCUGCGUGUGUGAGAAGAUAUCCACAAGAUGGAGACAAAAUGGCGAUGGAGACAAGAUGGCGACUCAACCUUUAGAACAUGUUCCCACCGGCCCUCGUUCGUCGUGCCAGAGAGAGGACCCGCUACAUGUAGGUGGACUUGGUGAACUCGGUGCCAUAGCGGUAAGAGUGUCUGAUACUUUUGGAGGUUUUUUUCUGCUGUUAAGCUAAACUGAAAACAGGAGUGGAUUUAGAACUGAACUGAACUUAAUCUUGAAACCACUGAACUGGAACUGAGUUUGACACAAGCUGAGUUUGAUCUGAGUUAAAAGCGUCAUGUUUUGUACCGUGUUCUGCUUUCAUAAUUGUCAAGUUUAUGAUUCAUGUUGUGUACGUUAUCUUAUGUUCCACUUUACUUCAUCUGUUAAAGAAAAAUAAGAGUUAAGUCGAGGAACAUAAUAAAACCAAACUAGGAACCUUUCACUAGGAACAGCCUGUUCAGGUUUUCCACUACAUGCAGCGGUGCACCGCCGCUGCCGAAUUAUGUGCGCCGCCACUGAAAUUUCACAUUAUUAUUAAUGUGCCACCAAUGAUUCAACUUGCACUGUGUGAGCACAACAACACACAACAUUAUUUCCGACUUGUUGUGAGGUGCGCAUCAAAUCCUGUCAGACCCUCUUCUAUCAAUGUAAAAGGUAAGGUUCAAGCUUAUACAUGGUCUUUAUAGCAAGUAGCAUUAAUAGCAUUGCUAGCUUUGUUAUCAAUGCAGCACUAAUGUUUUCUACCCGCACUGUGUGAGCACAACAACACACAACGUUAUUUUCGACUUGUUUUGAGUUAUCAAUGAGUGCAUCAAAUCCUGUCGGACCCUGUUCUACUUAUGUGAAGGGUAAUGUUUAAACUUAUACAUGGUCUGUAGAGCGAGUAGCGAGGGUAAUGUAACAUGAAUGUAACAGCGUAGCUCCUGGAGUGGCAAGAGAGUGGGGGUAACAACGACCCCCCCAACACACACACACACACACCGCCACAGCUGAAAAAACUUAUAGGGGAAACACUGCUGUUAACUUAAAGGUCCUCUAUUAUGAGAAAUCCAUUUUUAGGUGGUUUUCUACUUGAAGCUGACAACCCCUCCUGACAUGAAAACAUUUCAUUCUCUCCUACUCUUGCUCUCCCCUCCUCCUUGAAUGAAUGGAAAAGCUGUGUGGUUAUGGCGACAUAACCCAAUAGGCCUCUCCCACAUGUUGGUGGCACUGCCCCCGAUAAUCGUUAGACCAGCCCUCUAAAACGUAUUCCCUGAGGUAGCGUCCGCCAUUUUUUCCCCUUGCGUACGCUGGUUUGAAACGGCAACAACCAUGUCGAAGCUACAACCAAGGCCUGCUUGGUUCUUGGCUGCACAAACGAAGACAGUAGUCUUUUUCUGCCUCCUUCAUCGACAGAUUUAAGGACCCAGUGGAUUAAUUUUAUUUUUAACGGAAAUGUACCCACAACAACUCCGAAAAUGUUGCAUGUGUGUGCUGACCAUUUCACCACCGGCUGUUUUAAACAACGAGGGGCAGUUCAAAGCAGGAUAUGCUAAGAAGCUGAAGAUUAAACCUGGAUCUGUACCGACUGCUCGUGUCAGGGACCCAACUUCAAACGUGGAAGCUGUAAGUUUUAUAACAUUUUAUGUUGCUUUACCGCUGCCCAUAUGACAAGUGCUUUGGCUGCAAUCCCGCGGCAGCAGGCUGGUGCUUCCAGCCACCGUGGUCUGGAGAUCAGAGGAUCGCUGAGGAUUGCAUGCACCAAAACCCAUACAACUCUUAUUUGUGGGGCUAAACAGUGAUGAGUAAUGAUCUGAGGGUAAAUUUAAUAUGUUCUUGUGUCAUUUAUGUGGAAUAGACCUUGAGAUUAGAUGUUUUAUCAGCCCAAACAUUUCACUGGUGUGACUUUAUGUCAAUGCGGAAAAAGCAAACCUCUGAUGAUUGAUUAAAUUUAACUGUGUUUCUAAGGUGCUCUGUUGCAAUCAAGCCCACUGUAUUAUUUAGCAUAUAUCAAGCAACUGUAAGCAAAGAGUUUCAUUGUUAAGUUUUAGUGUAGUCUGCAGACAGUUAAUACUAACCUUAUAUCAGCUGUUUUGCUGUGUGUCGAAAUAUGCAUCCACCCGUUAAUUAGAUACUGAGACAAUAACAAGUCAUAUUUUUGUAAAUAUUACAUGUGGAAAGUCCAAAAAACAGAAGAUGUUGGUGUUUAAUCACUGUUUUCUCUAUACAGGCAAGCACAUCGACUACAUCCAUACAGAUGUCUGCAACAAGGCUUCAUGGGAGACCCAUUCUGUAAGCACACAGCUGUCUUAGAGGACUCUUUGGCCUAACUUCAGAAGUUCUGGUUUGUGGCUACCUUUUAGUAUAUUAAGCUUUUGUUUAGAUUAGAAAUCAUUUACCCUUUACAAAAUCAUGUACUUAUAUUGUGAAGCAAGUUUAAGUAUAGGACUUUUCAACUCCAGACAUGCAGCCACCAUUUACACCUACAGCCAGGUGAUACCAAUGACCCCCCCACAAUGCUAAUGCAAUUCUAACCACAAUGAGUGGUUAAAAUUUAAAUUGUAACAAGGUUAUUUGUUGACAUAUUCAAAAGAAUGUACAUGCAUGAAUGUACGUGCAUUUUCUGAUAUGAUAUUUUUGGCGUUUUUGUUGCGGGAUGACAGAGCAGUGAGGUUGAUGGUAGCUACCACGGGGAGAAGGAGGGCGUGAAGAGGAGUCUGGCAUUCUUGAAUGCACAGGGUGUGAAACUUGACUGCAUUGUCACUGACCGCCACCCACAAAUCCAGAAGUUCCUCAGGGAGAGCAAUGUCACCCAAUACUAUGAUGUGUGGCACAUAGCAAUAGGUAUAUUUCCUGAUGUUCAUGCGCAUCCACAUCCUUGUCAUCCACACAGUGGUGGCUAAUAGAAGUGCAUUAUUCACAAAACAUCUCUAUGAUUACACAUUAAAUUGGAGUAACAUCAAGGACAGUUGGUGUCCUUAAAGUGGCUGUGAGGGUAUUUGAGGGUAUAUGCUGCACUUGACAUAUUACUCAAUUUUGUGUUAUUUUUACUCACACGAAUGUAUUUUUUUGUGCACUGAAGGAAUUCCCAAGAAACUGGAGAAGCUCAGCAAGAUCAUCACAAAAUACUGUUGGCAAUAAUUAUUGCUGUAAUGUAUUUUAAAGUAUACAUCUUUAUUGUUUGUUGCAACUCCAGCUUUCUACAAGCUUGAGAAGUUGCUGAAAAACAAAAGUAUUAUGAAGCAAGUCACCAAACUGAGCCCACACCACCAGACAUCAUCGUUGGAGGCUUUUCACAGUGUCAUCCUUAAAUUUGCCCCAAAGAAUGUUGCCUUUCCAUUUCUUGGAAUGCUGUGCAGGUAAAUUAAACUGUGGUUACUUAUAACUCAUGAGUGUGUAGUCUGACUUCUGUUCUGUACUUCCCUUAUAAUGAAAAUGCAGCCCGUCCACAAGCCCAAACAGGAGAAGGUGUACCCUGCUUCAAGAUCGACUUUCCAAAGGCCUUGAUGGAACUAUGCAGAACUAAACAACUCAAGAUGGAGCUGACAUUCCGUAAGAGUCUUUUGUUUCAUUUUUUUAUUGAAAACAUAUGUUUUGGUACGAGUGUUUCACAAGAAUUCCAACAUAAGAUAAAACUGAACACCACAAAAAAGAACCUUUUGAAAAAAAUAAAUUAGAUAAAUAAUAUAAGAAUUUCAAUAAAAAAUUACAGUAAAUACUAAACACACAACAACAUCCUUAUAAAUACAAUAAAUUAUUUGAAUUAAUUUCAACAAUAAAUAAUAUUGAAAUAAGAACUUACAAAAACAAUAAAUUACAUAAAGUGUCAAAUGUCAGGAGGUGUUUAGAAGGAUGUUUCCAGUUGUUGUGAAAAAUAUUAUAAAAGUUUUUGUGCAUGUAUUUUUAUCAGGGUAUGUGGCUGAUAUGAUGGACCUCAUAUUUGAAAAAGUCAUUGUUGACCCGGCACUGUACACAGCUGCAGUAUUGUCCAUCCCCAUUCCAGAGGAGGUCAUAACUAGCUGUGUGUCCUGGUUCAACUGAGGGCCAGUUUGAAUCCUACAUAGUGACCUUCAGCAUCAGGAAAUUCCCUGCGGAUACGAAGGACCACACAAGCUGGGAUGAUGACCCAGAUUGUGCGCCCCAGGGAGCCCCAGCGCCAGCUCAGAAAGCUCUGAUAAACUAGAUACCUGAAACAACUAGAAGAGAUUGAACAGGAUUAUUAGCAAAAACAUUUUUUUUUAAGUGUGUAUCACACUUUUUCAUAUGCACUGCCUGUUAGGCUGGCCCCUUGUAAUGAUUACCAUUGUUUUUGCUGAUGUUUUAAUUUUCUGUUAAUAAAUUCUUGAAAAUGUCUACAGAAAUUGAUAAAUGAUAUACACACCACCUGCUUAUUGAAAAACUUUACAAAUAGAAAAAACUUGCUAAAUCAAUUUAUGGAACUGUAUGGUGCUCACAUUUGUCACUUAUUACAAUUUUCUAAUUUUGCCAACUGAAGUUAAAGCAGAUCAUUACAUCAUGGAAAUACAAUCAGACCAAGACGCUAAGGCAGAAGAACUUCCACGUCUGUAAAAUGAUUAAUAUAGUGAUCGUUACUUCAAGGAAAUGAUAAGGAAAUUAUCAUAAAUGUUCUUCCUUGCGCUGCGGCACCCCGCUGUAGUCCAUAAUGGGCUGGCCUGAGGUCUCACUACAAACAAGCGUCUGCUGGAAGAGAGCAGGUGAGUCCAUCUCUGGAGGGGGUGUCUACCUCGGUGUUACGGUGUGUUUGACCCUAAAUUAAUUUCACACUGGAAUAUCCCUUUAAGCUAAGCUAGCUGCCAACCAGGCUGCUUGCUGCUGUGAGUAUAAAGACAAUUAUGAGCUAGCUAACGUUAGCUGUCAAUAUUAACCAGUUUAAGGAACAAACAGUGGCGCUGGAGCAGCAGUGGUGGUCAGUCCUGGAGGCUCUUCUGAAGAUGAGGCUGAGAUUAGAGAUGAGCAAAGACAAGGUGAGAUUGUUGCUAAAGUAUUCACGGGUGAGCUCCUCCCUCUGAACCCCCCAUACGUUGGUAUGUUGGUUCACGAGGGAGAGAGAGACAGAGAGCGUGUUAAUAUGUGGUGUAUAUUUAAUUAUGUGUGGAUAUAAAUCAGUGGAAGUGUUUCUGUGAUUCAUGAGGUUUAUAUGAGGUGAAUAAAUGUUGGUUCAGUUGAUCUUCAGGACGGCUGCAGCUUUAAUAACUUUUGCUUGUUGGAUUUUGAGAGGCUAAAGUUUACAGAGCUGCUCCUCUUCCUGGUUGAUAGAAAAACAGUGUUUCCCCUCCCAGACCUGAUCAGGUGUACAGUCUGAGGAUGGGUGUGACCAACGUGUGCUGAGCUGAUACUGCUGACUCACAUGACACAUGUUGUUGAGAUCAGAGCUCAGACUAGUUUCACUUCUCAGGAAAUUAAACUCAGUCAGUCGUCGUCGACAGCGAGUGUUGAAAUGGCGCAGAAAGGAGUUCAUCUGGACCGGGAAUCUCUCUCUUGUUCCAUCUGUUUGGCUCUACUGAAGGAUCCGGUGACUGUUUCCUGUGGACACAGCUUCUGCAUGAGCUGUAUUCAAACUCACUGGGAUUCUGAGGUUAGGAAGAAGAUCUACAGCUGUCCUCAGUGCAAACAGACCUUCAUACCGAGGCCUGUCCUGAAGAAAAACACCAUGUUAGCAGGUUUAGUGGAGGAAGUGAAGAAGAGCGGACUCCAAGCUGCUUCUGCGGCUGGACCUGAAGAUGUGGCCUGUGAUUCCUGCAGUGGGAGGAAACGGAAAGCUGUCAAGUCCUGUCUGCAGUGUCUGGUUUCUUACUGCCAGAUUCACCUCCAGCCUCAUUUUGAAUCUCCUUCAUUUAAGAAACACAAGCUGGUGGAGCCCUCCAAGAAGCUCCAGGAGAACAUCUGCUCUCGUCAUGGUGAGGUGAUGAAGAUCUUCUGCCGCACUGAUCAGAAGUCCAUCUGUUCUCUCUGCUCUGUGGAACAACACAAAGGCCACGACACAGUCUCAGCUGAAGCAGAAAGGACUGAGAGGCAGAAAGAUCUGGUGGAGAGUCGAGAAAAUAUCCAGCAGAGAAUCCAGGACAGAGAAGAAGAUGUGAAGCUGCUCCAACAGGAGGUGGAGGCUAUCAAGGGUUCUGCUGAUAAAGCUGUGGACCACAGCCAGGAGAUCUUCAGCCAGCUGAUCCGUCUGAUGGAGAAACGCUGCGCUGAGGUGAAGCAGCAGGUCAGAUCCCAGCAGGAACGUGAAGUGAGUCGAGUCAAAGAGCUUCAGGAGAAACUGGAGCAGGAGAUCACUGAGCUGAAGAGGAAAGACGCUGAUCUGCAGAAGCUCUCACUCACAGAGGACCACAACCAGUUUCUGCACAGCUACCCCUCACUGUCAGAACCGGGUCAACCUGCAGACUCAUCCAGAAUCAACAUCCGUCCUCUGAGAUACUUUGAGGAGGUGACAGCAGCUGUGUCAGAGCUCAGAGAGAAACUCCAGGAUCUUCUGACAGAGACGUGGACAAACGUCUCACAGGCAGUGACUGAAGUGGAUGUUUUACUGUUAGAACCACCAGGACCAGCAGAACCCAAGACCAGAGCUGGUUUCUUAAGAUAUUCGCGAAGAAUCACACUGGAUCCAAACACAGCACAUGGACAGCUGUUAUUAUCUGAUGGAAACAGAAGAGCAACAUUUACAGAACAACGACAGUCUUAUCCUGAUCAUCCAGACAGAUUCACUGAUUGCGUUCAGGUCCUGAGUAGAGAGAGUCUGACUGGACGUUGUUACUGGGAGGUGGAGCAGAGAGGGGGUGGGGUUAAUGUAGCAGUCGCAUACAAGACUAUCAGGAGAGACGGGAGAUCAGGGGAUUGUAGAUUUGGAUACAAUUACAAAUCUUGGACGUUAUACUGUUAUAAAGACGGUUAUGGAUUUAUUCACGACAAAGUCCGCACUGAUGUCUCAGGUCGUCGGUCCUCCAGAGUAGGAGUGUACCUGGAUCACAGCGCAGGUAUUCUGUCCUUCUACAGCGUCUCUGAAACCAUGACUCUCCUCCACAGAGUCCAGACCACAUUCACUGAACCUCUACAUGCUGGACUGAUACCCUGGUCUGUUGGAGGCUCUGCUGAGUUUAUAGAAGUGAACUAAAGAGAAUUUUGAGUCCAUCAGACCAAAAUCAUGGACUGAGAUCCUUGAACUCUUGAAAUGUUCUGGUUUGUAAAUGUUUGUGGAUCAGUCUCACCAAAAACUCUGGGUUUAGUUCUUCAUUUCAGCUUUUUGAUUCUUUUCUAAAGAUGCUGAUUUGGUCGCAGCUUUAAGGACAGUGAUUGUGGAGAACUUUGAUUGUCUGUAUUUCUCAUGUUGAAAAAUCUUGUUGUUGUGAGUUGUGUUUAGUCUCUUUGCUAAAGAAAUGAGUCAAAGUUAAAAAGAUGUUUGGUGUCUAGUACUAUGUCUGUGACCCUAUAUGUCCUGUUGAUGAAGUUAGGUGCUGUUCUGAGCAUUAUUUGUGGCUAUAGAGUGGCGUUUUGGUUGAGGUUUGUUUAUGGCUCCUCAGACCGCUGUGUAUUGCUGCGGUCGUUACUAAAGUUGGUACAACUAGAGAGCAAGCGGUCGGCAACAUUCGUCUCUGGAGGGGGGGUCUAACUUGGUGUUACAGUGUGUUUGGCCCUAAAUUAAUUUUACUCCAGAAUGUCCCUUUAUCCUUAGCUAGCUACCAACCAGGCUGCUUGCUGCUGUGAGUAUAAAGACAAUUAUGAGCUAGCUAACGUUAGCUGUCAACAUUAAACAGUUGAAAAAUCUUCAUCAAGUUUGAUAUCAACAACAUCAAGAUGAUGGUUUGUUCAAAUCACCUUCAGUUGGUGCAGAUGUUGAAGGUCUGAGACUUUAGAAAAAAGUGAGGUCAAAAUCACAGAAAAAGGACGACCUUAUUUCCUGUCCCAAAUCCAAGCGUCUAAAGUCUUUCCAGUCGUCCCCAAACACAGUCUUUACAAACUGUGUUUGUAAAGACAUCUAGAAUCAGACUUUGGACAGAUCUACAUGUUGUUAUGAGCUUUUCAAUCACUCUAAUAAUAAUAAUCACAUUUAUUAGUCCGACUGUUUUUGUUUCUGACUCAGCAGAGAUAGAAACAGAGUGAGAGAGAGAAACAUGCAAAUAUGAUACUGACACUGUUUAUUCAUUAUUAUCACUAACACUAUAAUUACUGUUAUUACUAUUGUUGUUGUAAUUAUUUUUUAUUCUUCUUGUUAUUAUUACCAUUAUUUUUGUUACUGUUUUUGUAUUAAAAUUGUUUGACAAUGUUGUAGUAACAGUCAUGCUAAUAAAGAUCAUUGAAAUAAAAGAGAGUUUGACUGAGUUUGACCUGCAACAUGAUAAUCACACUAUUUGUUUGUUUUAUAUAUUUUUUUAUAAUUACCACUAUUAUUAUUAUAUUUUUAAUUCAUUAUUAUUAUUAUUAUUAUUAUUGUUUUUAUUAUCAUUAUUAUUUCAUAUUUUCAUCGUUAUUACUAUUGUUAUUAGUAUCGUGAUGUCAUGCUUUGGUAAUAGUGUAAUAACAGUCAUGCCAAUAAAGCUUUUUGAAAUUGAAAUUAAAUGUAGAGAGAGAGGGACUAAACAAUCUCCUCAGACUCUCCUCAGUCAGAAUCUGGAUCAAAAUAUUCCAGUCUGUAAUUAAUCCCAUUAUAUUACAUGGUAAUAAUAAUAUUUUUGAUUUGUUAGGGCGCCUUUCAAGUCACUCAAGGUCACCUUACAAUAUAAAUAGAAUACCGAACAAAAACAGAAGAUUUAAAUGGAAAAAGAUUAAAACCAAAUACAAUAGAAUACAUUAAAACAUCAUAUAAAACAUUACAAUUAAUGAAAAUAAAGGAGGGGAGACAGUGCUGUAGGUUAGAUGGAGUCAGCGAGUCUGAACAGGUGUGUUUUGAGUUGGCAUUUGAACAAACAGAGGUGUGGUGUUGUGGAGGGAAGGGAGAAGGGAGUUCAAGAGCGGCUGAAAGCCCAGGGUUGCCAGACAAGGAGGAGGGACGGAGAGGUGGGUGGAGGAAGAUGAUCUGAGUGGGCGGGCGGGUGUGGCGACGUAGAGGAGGUCAGGCAGGUAUGGCGGGGCGAGGUUGUGGAUGGCCCUAAGGGUGAACGCUAUAGUCUUGUAUAGACGGAUUUCUGUGCAACGUCAGCACAGGUAUGUGCGAACAGCCAGAGGGCAGAAAGUGGGACAUUUCUUAUUUGUUUACUAGCAGAGUCAAAUUAGUUUAGUUUAUUAGUGGAGUCAAAGAAAAUGACAAGGAGCUGUUGUGCUGUAAACUGCACAAAUUGGUGAAACAAACAAUGGGUAACAUCACAACCCUGCUCCUGGUAUUAGAGAGAACUGCUGAAAAUAACCUGAACAGCUGCUCCAGAGUUUUCACUGCAAACAUGAUGAUACUGAAAGCUAAAACAACAGAGCUUAUUUGAUUUAAAUGAAUACUUUUGUUUUUUUUUCUUUUUGCUCACGCGCCUCCCACACUGACAUUAAAACUGUUCAAGGCCCAGAAGUUGGUGCUACGACCCUGUUUGACUCUGAGAUGAGAAAAACGCUAACAGCAGAUCAUGAACACCAGACCCUUCUUCAUCAGCUGUGUAUAAAGUAACACCCCAGGCGAAGUCCAACUUACCGCCCUGCCGGCGUCCUGGUUUUUCUUUGGUUUCCUGUUAUGUUGUUGUGACUUUUGCAGAGUGCUCACACACACACACAAACACACACACACACACACACAGCCGCAGUGUCCAGAACCAAUCUGGGCCCGGUUUGUGGGCAGAGUUUCAGAGUGAUGGUUUUGAACCCUGGAGAGCUUGACUCAGAGGAGACCUACUUUAGACAGCAAGAGCUGAGAAAAAGAGCAGGUCCGCCUUCAGCUCCAUUUCCUGCUGUCACUCCGGCGGUGGCGGCGUUACACGGAGAGACGGAGAGCGUGAUUGGAUGUGAGCGCCGUCCUCGCCCUCUCUUUGAUUCCUCCAUUAGCGGACAAAGACCUCCUCUGACGUUUCUGCCCCUGAAAUAAAAACCUCAUCUGGCUGAGUGCACAGACUAGCUGUCACUCACCUUUACACACACACACACACACACACACACACACACACACACACACACACACACACACACUCACACAGAGCCUGAUUUGAUGCUGUUAAUCCCUCUGUCCGCUCUGAUUAUCAGCACCAUGGCAGCUAAUCUGUGUGUGUCUGAGCCGCCCUGUUGUUUCUAAUCACUCUAAAUGAAGCAGAAUAAUUAUAAUUAGUCCUUUUCAUGGAGGAACAUCACGGCGGGCGGGACGAGUCUCUCCGGAGGUCGGUUCAGGGUUUCCUGCCAAUUCUCAUGUGUCACCGAAGACCAGUUUUCGAUUCCUGUCUCAGAGGGUUCGACAGAAACUCAGAGAAAGUUCAGCUCGAUGUGAGAAACACAAACAUUCGUGACUUUAUUUCUCUAAAAGGAGAAGAAACUAUCGGCAGCUCCUCCUGUGACAUUUAGGAGGAAAUAUUCGCUGUUUGUUUUUAAGAUGUGUAAACUUGGAGGGUUAGACUGAACUUUUUCAAUGAAAUAUGAAGAUGAAGAACAUCAGCGUAAAUAAGGCCAUGAGGAAGAGAGAAAGAGAGAAAAGAGCUGAAGUUUCUGCUGAUACAGAGAGGAAGACGUCUCUGAGGAACAUGAAGAAUCAUGAAGAGGAGGGAGGUCAGAGCGUCACUGAAGGUCUCAGGCUCUGUUAGCUAUGAAACAAUGAUGAGACCAACAAUGAACCAAACAAUGAGACAAUGAAACAAUAGUGACAAAACAGUGAGAUGAACAAUGAGACAACAGUGAGACCUAAAAUUUACAUGCUCCCUCUAACUCAAAUCAUAGCAAACAACAAAAUAUCUUACCAUAAUUAUGCAGACGACACACAGAUUUACAUAACCAUAUCGCCAGGCGACUACAAUCCAAUACAAACACUGAGUCAGUGUAUUGAACAAAUCAACGAUUGGAUGUAUCAGAAUUUUCUUCAACUAAACAAAGAUAAAACUAAAGUAAUUGUAUUUGGAGCAGAAGACGAGCGAUUAAAAGUCUGCGCUCAGCUUCAAUCGAUAAUGUUAAAAAGCACAAACCAAGCCAGAAACCUUGGUGUUGUCAUGGACUCAGACCUGAAUCUUAACAGCCACAUAAAGACAAUUACAAAGUCAGCCUACUAUCACCUGAAGAAUAUAUCAAGGGUCAAAGGACUGAUGACCCAGCAGGAUUUGGAAAAGCUUGUCCAUGCAUUUAUCUUCAGCAGACUUGACUACUGUAACAGUGUCUUCACAGGUCUCCCCAAAAAAUCCAUCAGACAGCUCCAACUGAUUCAGAAUGCUGCUGCUGGAGUCCUCACUAAGACCAAGAAAGUAGAUCAUAUCACCCCAGUUCUCAGAUCUUUACACUGGCUUCCCGUCUGUCAAAGAAUUGAUUUUAAGAUACUAUUGCUGGUUUAUAAAGCACUGAAUGGAUCAGGACCAAAAUACAUUUCUGAUAUGCUGAUACGUUACGAACCAUCCAGACCGCUCAGAUCAUCAGGAGCAGGUCUGCUCUCUGUCCCCAGAGUCAGAACUAAACGUGGAGAAGCAGCUUUUAGUUUUUAUGCUCCUCAUAUCUGGAACAAACUCCCUGAAAACUGUAGGUGUGCUGAAACUCUCAGCUCUUUUAAAUCACAGCUGAAAACGCAUAUGUUUGCUGUGGCCUAUCAUUAAAUCAAACCUGAGGCCUUUAAUCAACAUCUUCAUCAUCUGCCUGUCUUGAUCUUUUUUUUUUCUAUCUCUCCAAUCUAACCUUUGUUUUCUUUUAUCUCCAAUCUUAUUUUAGCUUUGAAUGUAACUUUUAAUCUGUUAAAUGUCUUUUACGCUGUUUUUACUUUUUAAAUUGUGUUGAAUGUUUUGCCUGCUUGUUUCAUGUAAAGCACCUUGAAUUGCCCUGCUGCUGAAAUGUGCUAUACAAAUAAACUUGACUUGACUUGACUUAAAAUGAGACAACAAUGAGACAAAAUGCUGAGGUGGACAGGAACAUGAUCUGCAGACAGGAGACCAGGAGGACUGAGGUUUAAAAUCCUUGAUUUUACCUUCGGGCAGAUCGCUGAGCGGUCUCUACGUCAGCGUGUGCAGAGAUGAGGUGAGCAGCAGGAUGGAGCUUGUUCACACUUUGCUCUGCACUGUUAGUCUCUGAGAACCCUGUGGUUUCUGCUCUGCUGCUCUUUAGGGAGCUCAUUAACCAGAGUUCUCCUGCUGCCAUCUCCUCACGCCUCUCUGGUCGCUCAAAGGUCAGGGCUGAGGACUGUCUGAGAAGGACCGCUGCCUGCACAACGAUGUCCUGGAGUAUCAUCUGUGUGAAAACUCUCAGGAUUCCUACAGGAGAGCUGAUCUUCAGGGUCUGCACACACACGAAGUGGUUCUGUUUCUGCUCCACAGUGUGAGUUUUUAAAACCAAACUUCUCUGGGGUCGAACUUCCUGUCAUCAUGAACUCUGACUUUUUGAUGUCUGUUACUUUAGGUCUCAUUAAUCCACAUGUUAAUAAUGCUGUCAUCCACAGAGCUGAAGGAUCCCAUUUAGUGUAGUCAUGAAGUGAAGGAGCCUCUGUUUGUUUCAUUAGUGGGAAAACCUCGCUCCUGUGGUGAUGUAACAACAGGAGGGAUUUGUAUGACCCCCAAUUUCCACCGCAUCAGGAACGGCAGUGAUUUUCGCCAUUUGCCAAUUCCUACCGGAUCUGUUUGUGAGGCGAAUUUCGUGGCGGAUUACGGACAGUAGAAAUUGUGGGAACUCACAAGAACCCAUGGAUUCACAUUCAAUCGCACGAUAACGAGUUGUCUCUCUAAAGACAGACACAUAGACAUAUAAGCAGUAGAUUGUGUCCUUCCAGAGGAGGAAAUCUACUUCUAGACUUCUAGAAUCAGCAUCUCCUCAUCCAUGGUGUCAUCGGGGUGAAAUGACGUCUAAAAACCUUUCACUUGUUCGUCUCCGCCCGUUUGCAUGGUGUGAAAUACGAUCCUCCUGAAACACGGAGUGUUUUAUUUUGAAAAGAAGCCGGAUGUUUUAUUUUGUGUCUGUGCCCGACUUCCUUUCCAGCACGGGUUAAUCUGUGCUGAAUUUAUCCGCCAUGCUCCGGCGUCCAGAAAAAAUAGAACUCUUGUGAUCAGCUGAGGAGUCCGGCGAUCCGCAGAGGAACGGAAAGAAGUCGUUGUAAAUUGACACGUUAACUUGAAUGGUUACGAUCAGCUACGAUCGGAGGAUACGACCUUUUAGGAGACGAUCAGGAUGAAGGUGGAAAUAGAGGGUUAGCAUUGUGGCUUAAAUAUUAACCUUCCCCUUGUGUUAGAUUUGACUACGCAUCCACCAUGUGUCUUAAAUCAGCUGUAAAUUAAAAAUAUUUCUCUAUCAUCCAAUUUAGUUCUCAUCUCUAGGUUAGCUUGUUCGGCUUCAUUAUCCAUGAAAAAUUUGAUUAUAAUAUUUUUUGUUUUUUCUCUGUCAGUGUUCCCCUCACACAGACAUCUAUACUGAACUGAUCUCACAUGUUCGGACACGCCUGACGUUGUUUUUUGUGCAGAGAAAAACAUGAAAAAUGAGAAUUUCCUAAAUCUCACAUGAUUGGAAGAAGAUCUGACUGUCAGUUGCACUUAUGAUUUCAGUUUUUGCUCUGAUUAUUAGAUAUUGAUCUAACAACAGCGGCCCUAACACGACAAGUGUCAUAAUUUUAAUAAGAGCGUUUUAUUUUAACACAGGAGGAGGGUUACUACAGCUGACUCCUCCUGUUUGGGGUCAGAUCCUGGAUCACAUGUGGGGUGGAUUAGUGCAUGUUCUCCUGGUGCACUCGCCAAGUUUGUUUUGAUCACUGCAUUAAUAAUGAAGCUACAAACUGAGAGGCUGGAUGUUUUUUUUUUAGUGUACGUUUUUAUUAAAUCUUCUCCAGAUGACUCUUCUCGUCUGUAAUUGACGUCAUGUGACCACGCUGAGAGCUGAGGGUGUUUUUUUAUGAUGUUUAUUUUUAGUUCUUUGGAUUUUCUGCCAAUGAAGGGAAGGGAUCCAGGUACAGAGUCACCUCGAGGAGCCGAGCGUUCCCUGUACGAGGUUGAGGAUCUGAAGCUGGCGAGACGACAUCAGGCUGCCGGCGCUGCUUCUUCUGGCCUCUGA